CGGCUGCUUGGCCGCCGGCUUAGUAGCAAGCGGUUGCGCUCCGAUACAGCGCGUUUUCUUGUACGGCCGUCCGAUGCUGCAGGCUUCGCACUCGGGCCCCGGUGGCGACCCGCUCACGCCCCAGCCCGAUAGGAUGGACCAGACUAGCUGCGACAAAGAUGAAGAUGCUGGCCAGGCUGAGGGUCCUCGGACCCUCGGAGUCUCUGGUCGCCGCGCAUCAGCCUACAAAAUCAGCCGUCGAAGUUCGUCCGAGCUUGGAUUAAGGAGCUACGGCAGCGAAGCCCCCGCUGUAGCCGCAGGUCCCGACCCCAUGGAUUUGGAGGGGAUGGAGCCGCUCGCUACAGCUUUAGAAAGUUCUAGGUCUCGAGGUCUCCUCGAGGGAUCCGCAAGCAGCGAGAGUUCUCCCGAAACCAUCUCGUUACUCCGUCUGCUCUCCGCGGAGAUCCGCCAAGAACAAGAGAACGAAGAGGCUGAGACCCGGGCCGUCGCCACGUCCCCGGACGGUCGCUUUCUCAAGUUUGACAUCGAAAUUGGCCGCGGCUCCUUCAAGACUGUUUACAAAGGGCUAGACACAGAGACCACUGUCGAAGUCGCUUGGUGCGAGCUGCAGACACGGAAGUUGUCCAAAAUGGAAAGGCAGCGCUUCAGUGAGGAGGUAGAGAUGCUGAAGGGACUCCAACAUCCUAACAUUGUCCGUUUCUAUGACUCAUGGAAAUCUUCCAUCAAAGGACAAGUCUGCAUUGUGCUGGUGACUGAACUCAUGACCUCGGGAACUCUUAAAACAUAUUUAAAACGAUUCAAGGAGAUGAAGAUGAAAGUUCUUCAGAGAUGGAGCAGACAGAUUCUUCGCGGACUCCAUUUUCUACAUACACGAUCCCCUCCUAUCAUCCAUCGGGACCUGAAAUGUGAUAAUGUCUUUAUCACAGGCCCUACUGGCUCAGUCAAAAUUGGAGAUCUUGGUUUGGCCACACUCAAGUGUGCUUCAUUUGCCAAGAGUGUCAUAGGAACUCCUGAAUUCAUGGCACCAGAAAUGUACGAAGAAAAAUAUGAUGAAGCAGUUGAUGUUUAUGCCUUUGGAAUGUGUAUGUUAGAAAUGGCAACCUCAGAAUACCCCUAUUCAGAAUGUCAGAAUGCAGCUCAAAUUUAUCGCAAGGUUACAUCAGGUAUGAAACCAAACAGCUUCUACAAGGUGAAAGUGCCUGAACUAAAGGAGAUAAUUGAGGGUUGUAUCCGAAUGAACAAAAAUGAAAGAUAUACCAUCCAGGAUCUUCUGGAUCACUCUUUCUUCCAUGAGGAUACAGGGGUCCAUGUUGAAUUAGCCGAAGAGGAUGAUGGCAUUAAGACCACUUUAAAGCUUUGGCUACGGAUGGAUGACACUAAAAAACUGCAUGGGAAGUACAAGGACAACAAUGCCUUGGAGUUUUACUUUGAGCUGUAUAAGGAUGUGGCUGAGGAAGUUGCCCAAGAAAUGGUGGUUCUAGGCUUUGUAUGUGAAGCAGACUACAAGCCAGUGGCAAAAGCAGUGCGAGAGCGAGUUCUUGCUAUCAAACGUCAGCGUGAGAAGACCAAACAAGCUCAGGAACAGCAGAAGCAUCAGGAGCAAUCUCUAGCAAUGGCUUCCGAUAUCCUACAUUUGCUGGACCUGGACUCCCCCUCGCCUCUCAGUCCUGUCCAGACCUCAAUCCCCACCACACCGGGGUCUGCCGACUCUGCCCUUGGAUCAACGUUUCCCCCAGAGCCAGAAGAGCCGGAAGUUGACCAACAUCAGCCAUUCCAGUUUCAUCCGAACUAUUCCUCUACCACAUCUGAUUGUGAAACUGAUGGGUAUUUAAGUUCUUCUGGAUUUGUGGAGUCGCCCGAAAAACUGCAGAGUCAUUCUAGCCCAGUAAAAGUUUCGGGUCAUUGUUUUGCUUCGACCAUUGCUGUGAGCCUGGAACCAGUCUCCACCAGUGACAUCUCUUCUCCUUUUGACAGUUACGCAUCCGAUGUGGCAUCUGGCUUGAGUGAUGGCUACGAGGGUCUCUCUGCAAGUGAGGACAAGUCAAACCGAGCCUCUGGAAAGCUGGUUCGCCGUCGUGCUCGAUCUCGGCUGCGCAUUACUAAUGAUGGACCAGUGUAUAAGACGCACCAAGAUUUUGACGAGAUGCCAAAUCAGAAUGAUCAAGUAGUUGAGUGUCAACUACAGACAUAUAAUAACAAGAUGGUCACCUUCAAAUUUGACCUGGAUGGCGACAAUCCCGAGGAAAUCGCAGCUGUCAUGGUUGCCAAGGAAUUUAUCCUGAAAUCUGAACAAGAACAUUUCAUCCAGGGAAUUCAUGAUAUUAUCCUGCGUGUAGAAGCACUACUCCAGAAGGAUAAGUUGAACAAAGAACAGGGGGCUCUGGGCAAGCCUGAUGUGCAAUGUGUAUCUCCUAUUUCAACUACUAACGCUCCCUCAGCUGAGCUGCCACUGCAAGACCUCUCUUGUUCCAUCUCCUCAUCCUCAUCACUUAGUGAUUUUGGUUGCCUUAGCUCAGGACAGCCUGUGUCAUCACCUAGCCAUACUUCAAUGGUGGAAGCAAAUUCUGAGAAUGAUCCUUUUAGCCUCACCGUCCCCCCAACAUCCCAAAACUUUGGGCAACCAGUGUUCUCAACUACAUCUGCAGGCGUCACCAGUACACCUGGACAGACCUGGCCAACCUACCAUAUGUAUCCAGGGACUCCUACCACACCAUCUUACCUUGUCCCCAUUCCGCAACCAAUUUCUACGCCAAGUUCUGUUCUCCCCACAUUACCCCUUACCUCUUCCACUGCCGCAUCCAUUGGCCCUGCUGUGCAUGCACCAGCUAUCCCCAUGUGGUCUACUUCUACUUCCCCUUUGUUCUCCUUUGCCAAUGUCUUCUCUCUGGCUAUGAUGAGUAUGGCCCAUUCACUUCUCCCAGUUGUAUCUGGAGGGACUGCCCAGACAGGGCCUCUCUAUACCUCGCCAGUCCCACAGCCAUCAGUUCUGUGUCCACCAAGCCCAAGUACCGUACGCUUUAUCUAUCCUGAGCUGGUGUGUUCCCCGAAACCAGUCCACUUAGCCAAUGGGAUGUUGGGCCCAGUGGUGUCUCCAGGCUCUAAGGCAAUUCCAGUCACCUCAGUUGCUGGGAAUUCUGACAACCAUCCAGUAGCUCCUGCUUCUUCCUCGUCUGGAACACAAUUAACUGUAUCAGAUCAGUCUACCUCCAAUGGUUCCUCUGCUGAACAUACAACCCUCAGUGAAGGAGAGCCCAAGCCACAAAUCCUGGGCCGUUUCCAGGUGACACCCACACGGAAUAUCCCAUCAGAAUCCUCCCCCAAAGGCAAUGGACCUGACACCUCAAGUACCUCCGAAUCUGAUACUGGAUCUCCUGGUGAAACGCCUGUGCAGGAAGGCGAGGAGGGCACCACUCCUGUAGCAGAAGGAGAGGGCGAAGGAGAAUCCCCUCAUAGCAGCACUGUUUGGAUGAAUUAUAUGCACAGCCCUUCCUACCCCAGCAGUGAUGAUUCAGACAGCACAGAAGAUGAUGAUGUCUGUGUCGAAGUACAAGCCUUGCGUCAGAAGCAUCUUUCUGAAGUAGAACAGCUGCAGGCCCAGCAAAAACAGGAAAUUGUGGACCUUUAUACCCGCCUUGGCAAAGUGCCCCCUGCUGGAAUUGUAUCACCUGCAACCGUUCUGUCUAGUCGCCAACGCCGCCUCUCUAAGGGCAGCUCCAAUCCCCUGAGGCGCAGCAGCCUACAGCGCUCAGACACAACACAGCCUCAAGGGAUCAUGAGGAGAAAUUCUGUGGGUGGCAGCAACCUUGCCUCCCAGGAACAGCGACAAAGUAAAGGGGUGAAGUUUGCUAGUGAUAUUGGAUGUCUGUAACCAGACCAUUGGCGGAUACUUUUGUGGAUUCUACCUCAACCUGGUGCCCACCCUCAAAAGGAUUGAAUGAAAGGGCCUUCUGCAACAUAUGCCUUUUGCUCUGUUUAUAAGGGCUGUCACUAUUAUUCAGUAUGGCAAAGAUAUUUUGAUAAAAGGGGAAGAAUUGAUGCUCCUGAGAAUUCUAUCUGAACCAAACAAAUAACGAUGACAAUACUUCAGUGCUACUGAGUUUUUCUGUAUAAGCUUUGGAUAUGCAAAGGGAUGCUAAGCCCCUGCAAUUUGGGAGGAUUUCUCAUAAAAAUGCCAGGACGUGCAUGCUUUUCUGCUGCUUCUCUUAUAAAAGAAUGCAGCUAAAAUAGAAGCAAAGUAUGCUGUAUGAGAUCUUUCAUGCUCUAGAGUGGAAUCCUUAUGUUUCAAGAUUUAUUGAUCUAUGUGCCUUGAUAAGAGGGAGAUCAAGACCUAGAGUAGAUCUUACUUGCUCUCCUUAAUUACCAAAGCCACCUGAGGCUUCUCUAAAUAUUUAAGCAGCUGUCUUAUGGGAGAGGAGUAUGCCUUAGUAUUAAAGGAAUUAGGUCCUCUCCUCAUUAAUUCCGCUGCAAGUUUAGCCCUAAAAGCAGUGGCAGUCUACUUGAUCUCUUCUGCACUUUUGGAAAUUUUUGCCUUGAUUAAGGUUCCAGUUUUUUUACAAGGAUAUCUGCACUUUGGAGUGAAAGCCUUGUACAUGAGGUUUUGUACAACUACCAUAAUAUAUAAAGACGGGCUUUGAAAGGAAAGUUGAUAUUGCAUAAGGCAGCACCAACCUGGCAGAAAUAAAAAAAUGUGAACAAUGAAAAUAAAUAAACAUAAUUCAG
Molecule: messenger RNA, 4719 nt
Organism: Ahaetulla prasina
Lineage: Eukaryota; Metazoa; Chordata; Lepidosauria; Squamata; Colubridae
Gene: WNK4
Product: WNK lysine deficient protein kinase 4
Exons: 21
Coding region: 74-3868 (1264 amino acids)
Biological process (GO): positive regulation of potassium ion import across plasma membrane; protein phosphorylation; positive regulation of sodium ion transmembrane transporter activity
Cellular component (GO): cytoplasm; cytosol
Molecular function (GO): ATP binding; protein serine/threonine kinase activity; potassium channel inhibitor activity
Source: RefSeq, a predicted model, not a curated record